This is a messenger RNA of Pyricularia pennisetigena, 696 nucleotides long. RefSeq lists its product as uncharacterized. The record is from RefSeq and is a predicted model, not a curated record. NCBI's taxonomy places the organism in Eukaryota, Fungi, Ascomycota, Sordariomycetes, Magnaporthales, Pyriculariaceae. Gene Ontology annotation, biological process: mitotic cell cycle. Bases 1 to 696 code for a protein of 231 amino acids. The transcript has 2 exons. Gene Ontology annotation, cellular component: DASH complex; mitotic spindle.
AUGUCCUCCCCGAUGGAAGAAGACUCGGAUCUGGUCUCCUCUCCAGUGAAAUCAGAACAUGAUGCAGCGCCUAGGACACCCGCCAACAAAAACCAAAACUACGACUCGGAAGAGAUCCGCGAGGCGGCAUUACGGCGCGAGCUUGAAGGCGUGCGCAAUAUAAACGAGGUGAUUGAAGGCGUGAUCAGUACUUUAAACAAGGCCAAGGGCAACAUGAAUGGAAACCCCGCUCAGACGGUCUCGCGAACCGUUGAUAACGCCUCGGCCCUUCUCAACACUUGGACCCGCAUCCUAUCGCAGACCGAGCACAACCAAAGGCUCAUCCUUAACCCCGACUGGAAAGGCGCUACUGAUGACCUGCAAGCCAUUGAGGCGGAGGCGCUCCAACGGCAGAUGGCUGCCCAGCGCAAGGCUGCCGAAGAUGAGCGAAGGCGAGAAGAGACCCGGCGACGUGCCGAAGAAGCUGAGCACCAGAAAGAAACCGCGACGGCGUCAAGUACUUCAAGGGGAGGUCUGAGGGGGACAAGAGGAAGGGUCUCCCGGGGGAUUGGCCGCGGAGGAGUUGCAGGUAGCAGUAGUUCAGGCACUUCCAGCGUAUACAGCUCCAGAGGUACCUCCGGCAUAGGCAGGGGAAUCGGUGGUACGAGAGGUACAGGCAUUCGCGGAAGCACAACGAGGGGACGGGGCGUGCGAUGA